Messenger RNA from Oncorhynchus kisutch (coho salmon), 7704 nucleotides. Its product is annotated as tensin-3. Gene Ontology annotation, biological process: dephosphorylation. The transcript is spliced from 26 exons. Gene Ontology annotation, molecular function: protein binding. Bases 569 to 4804 code for a protein of 1411 amino acids. NCBI's taxonomy places the organism in Eukaryota, Metazoa, Chordata, Actinopteri, Salmoniformes, Salmonidae. Gene Ontology annotation, cellular component: focal adhesion. The record is from RefSeq and is a predicted model, not a curated record.
CAGCAGCUAGCAGCCUCGUCUGACUGGAGGAAGUGUGUUGAGGGUUGAUGGGAGCAGAGCUUCCAUUUUAACACGGCCUGCAGCAGCCAACAGCCAGUAGUAGGAGCCAGCAGCAACAGCCAGUAGUAGGAGCCAGCAGCAACAGCCAGUAGUAGGAGCCAGCAGCAACAGCCAGUAGUAGGAGCCUGCAGCAACAGCCUGGGAGGGAGCAGCAACAGCCAGUAGUAGGAGCCAGCAGCAACAGCCAGUAGUAGGAGCCAGCAGCAACAGCCAGUAGUAGGAGCCAGCAGCAACAGCCUGGGAGGGAGCAGCAGUGGGGGCAGCAGAGCCUGAACAAAGUGAGCUCACAGAAGAAGUGCCUCUAAUCACCGCAUUCCAGCAGAGGAGAGCCAGUCAACUUCCUCUAAGCCUGUGUGACGGGCAGAGAGCUAUUUUACUCGUCUUCACCUGGACUGGACUUUACCCACCUCUCCCUAGCAGUGUCUGACUGACGAAGGAUUUUAAAGAAAGGAGGAAAAUAAAAGUGACCUUCUUUGGUUCUAAAACGGAAGAAGACCCAGAUGUGAAGAUGGAGGAGGGAUACGAACUUGACCUGACUUACGUGACGGAGCGCAUUAUCGCUGUGUCCUUCCCCCGGGCAUGCUCAGAGGAGAUCUACUUUCACAACCUGAAGGAUGUCACACGGAUGCUCAAGUCCAAGCACGCUGAUAACUACCUGAUUAUCAACCUGUCGGAGAAGAGACAUGAUCUCUCUAAAAUGAACCCUAAGACUCUGGACACGGGCUGGCCUGACCUGCAUGCUCCUCCUCUGGAUAAGAUCUGUACCAUCUGUAAGGCCAUGGAAAACUGGCUCAAUGCUGACCCUCUACACGUGGUGGUCAUACACUGCAGGGGUGGGAAAGGCCGAAUUGGAGUGGUCAUCUCAUCAUUUGUGCAUUUCACCGACAUAUCUGCCAGUGCUGAUCAGGCCCUGGACCGCUUUGCAAUGAGGAAGUACUACGACGACAAGGUCUCAGCAUUAAUGACACCCUCUCAGAAAAGGUACGUUUGGAUCCUGAACAGUCUCCUGAGUGGGUCGAUGAAAAUCAACGCCUCUCCACUGUUCUUGCAUUGCAUCAUUCUACGUGGGAUACCAAACUUUGACACUGCAGGAGUGUGUCGGCCAUACCUGAAAGUCUACCAGGGAAUGCAAGCUGUCUACUCCUCAGGGGUCUAUCACAUUGGGCCUGGACACAGAGACAGGAUAUGUAUCAGUCUGGAACCUGCUCAGAUGUUAAAGGGAGACAUCAUGGUGAAGUGUUACCAUAAGAGUGAUGCCACUUUGGAGCGCGAGGCGAUCUUCCGGCUCCAGUUCCACACAGGAGCAGUGCAGGGCUACAACCUGGUGUUCGAGAAAGAAGACAUGGAGACUGCCAAUAAAGAUCACAGAUUUCUGGCUUACGGGAAAGUGGAGCUGGUGUUCUCUGAGGGCCCGGAGAAAAUCCCAGGUGCAGAGCGCUGGCAGAACGGGGCAGACAUAAGUGUGGACUACAACACAGCCGACCCUCUGACACGAUGGGACUCUUACCAGAACAUAAUUGACGCGGAAGUGCCCCGCUCUCAGGGACUGGCCCAGGACAAAGCCUCCCCAUCCAAAAGGAGCCCUAACGGGGAAGGAUCCACCACCGUGACCCUGGCCCGUGGAGCCCACCAAGCCACUUCUACCACCAGCAGUCCCGACCACAGCGACCACGCCCUGUCAGCCAGCAGCGACUCAGGCCUGUCUAGCACCUCUCUGUGGACUGACAAACCCCCAGCCCCCAUCACCACAACCACCAGCUCCAGGCCCCAGCAAGGCCCCAGCCGUCAGGAGAAGGCCCAGCUGAAGCGCCUGCUGAGCGGGUUCGGCCUGGGGGAGAUGUCUGAGUGCGGAGGAGGGGGGCCAGGAGUGAUGACCAUACAGAAACGGGCCCCAGUCCAGGUGCAUGGCAACGGGGACCUGCGGCCCCCCAGGGAGAGGGAGACGGACAUCCUGGAUGAUGAGGUCCUCCUGUCGGGUCAUGACCUGCGCAGCGUGGACAGCCUCGGGACCCUGUCGUCCUCCUGCCACAAGAGCAGCCAGAACUCCUUGCUUUCAGAUGGCUUCGGUAGCCCUGGGGGAGAGGAGCACCAGCUCCACCACCACCAACCCCAGCACCACCACCCAGCCCCGGCCACAAUGGAGGAGUACGAGAGAGCCUACGCAGAGGCCCGGAGGAGCUGCUUUGGCCAGAGGAGUGCCUCGGUCUCCACCCCCGCCACCGCCAUGCCGAUGCCCAAGCAGCAGGUCUACCGGCAGGGCAGCUACUCCACACACACCUGGGUGCGCCAACAGCAGAUGGUAGCAGCCCAUCAGUACGCCUACCUGCAGGCCGAGGAGGGUGAGGAGAGGGAGAGGUACCUAGGGGACAACAAACCACAAGGAGGAAGCCCACCCAAACCUCCAACCCAUACAGUGUCACAACAAGGACCCGUGCUGAGUAUGAACACUGCUGCCUUGAGAACGGUGGUGGCACCACAGACACACAACGAGCAGCCUCCUGCAGUCGUCAACGAUAACAACAACAGCCGAGACGAAGAGUUCAACUCUUUGACUGUGGACAUUGAUAACUCCAUCGACCAGCUCAACCAGUUGAUCAUGGACCUGGACCCCACGUUCGUGCCUGUUCCCACACGCUCCAGCUCGGUCAAGAGGAACGGCGGGGAGCAUGUGAAUGGCUCAGCCACCACAAACGCCACCUCCACCGGGUGCCCCAACGGAGUCAGUCCCAGAGUCACAGAGAACAGUACAGCCGCACUGCAAAGCACACAGCCGUCAGCUGCCCCAUUGUCCGUUGGUGACGUCAGAGUGGACUCCAUGCAGAGUCGGCAGGACCGUGAUGUCACAGAUCACCCAGGAUUCGGUGGCUCACGCUGGGGCGUGCAGGAGGAGUACAAGAGCACACGGACCUACUCACCCUGCGUACCUCACUCCCAGCAUGGCAUGCUGUUCAGGAGUGACAGUGUGGACUACAGAGCUCAGGGUCCAAAGAUGGACAGCGGAGUGGAGGCUGCUAGUGACAUGACUCCUACUCCUGCCUUCCCCAUCUCUCCCCCUACACCUUAUGUGAAAAACAUGGCGGAAUUCACUCACCUGAGGCAAACUCCAUCUCCCAGCAUGCAAUCAUAUGGAGCUUACAGGACGGAGCAUGAGCCCAGAGGAUACUUAGAGAUGAUUGGUCAUGUUCCCCAGUCCGCAGAAGAGGGCCUUCCAGACUCUUCCCCCAGCUGCCAUAGGUCCUUCAGCUCCUCUCGCUCGGCGUUCAUUAGUGGGAUGCCACAACGGACAGACAGCCCCUCCAUGGGUCAGCCCUGGCCAGAGGACAGAGCCCUCCAUCCCCACUCCAUGUCCUUGGACUACAGCCACCACUCCCCUCCCAUGCACCCCCAACCCCACACUCACCCUGCGCCCAACGCCCACAGCUCCCCCCGGGGCAGCCAGCAGAGCCACAUGGCACACUAUGGCCUCACCCACAGCCUUGCGCACAGCUUCGACGAGCAAGACAACUUAGGCCUGGGGGGCUAUGGCGCAGUCCACAGCCCACCCUCUGCCUCUCCUCUACUGGGGAACGGAGGCAUGGAGAGGGGCCUGUCCUGUAUGGGUUCCAUGGAUGGGCUGGGCACCAUCCGGACCCAGCACCUGCCGCACCUGCAGCAGCUCCAGGCCCAGGGGGCCUUGCCUCCACUGCUGCCUGAGAAGAGGAGGGAGUCGGAUGGGGAGCACUCCUUGGGCACAGCCUCCCCAGCCCCUAGCGGAUUCUCCAGCCCACAUAGCGGAAGCUCCCUCAGUAUCCCAUUUCCCAACAUCCUGCCUGAUCUCUCAGCCUCUGCACAGAUGCCGGGCACCGCUUCACCUCUGCCAGAUGUCCUGGCCAGCAAGCAUGUGACUGUAAACUUUGUGCAAGACACAUCGAAAUUCUGGUACAAGCCUGAUAUCUCCAGGGACCAAGCUAUCUCAGUCCUGAAGGACAAGGAGCCCGGAUUUUUCAUAGUACGGGACAGCCACUCCUUCAAAGGAGCCUAUGGGCUGGCCAUGAAGGUGGCCACACCCCCUCCCUCAGUCCUGCAGCAGAGCAAGAAAGGUGAUCUGUCCAAUGAGCUGGUCCGUCACUUCCUGAUUGAGUGUACACAGAAAGGAGUUCGGUUGAAGGGCUGUCCCGAUGAGCCCUAUUUUGGUAGUUUAACUGCGUUGGUGUGUCAGCACUCCAUAACUCCCUUGGCUCUGCCCUGCAAACUCAUCAUACUUGACAGAGAUCCUCUUGAAGACGUGGUGGAGAAUACUGCUCCACAAUCUGUCACCAACUCUGCUGCUGAGCUCCUUAAACAAGGAGCAGCGUGUAAUGUGUGGUUCCUGGGCUCAGUGGAGAUGGAGUCUCUGACCGGGUACCAGGCUGUGCAGAAGGCCACCAGUGUAACAUUGGGCUCAGACCCCCUGCCUACCUCCACCGUGGUCCACUUGAAAGUCUCCUCACAGGGAAUCACCCUCACCGACAACCAGAGGAAGUUGUUCUUCAGAAGGCAUUAUGCAGUGACCACUGUCAUCUUCUGUGCAUUGGACCCUCAAGAUCGGAAGUGGAAAAAAGAUGGCUGCACUUCAGCAAAGAUCUUUGGCUUUGUGGCGAGGAAGACGGGCAGUGGGCAGGACAACGUGUGCCACCUGUUCGCCGAGCACGACCCCGAGCAGCCCGCCAGCGCCAUCGUCAACUUCGUCUCCAAGGUGAUGAUUGGCUUCCAGAAGACCAAGUAGCGCUGCAACGCUGCUAGCUAAUUGGCUAGUGGGGCUGUUUCUAAAACUUAAAACCGUACAACCCUCAACCUGAAGGUUAUGAGCCAGGACUUGGACAGGAAGGCAGUGGAACAGAGUUCCAUCCACAGAACUAGAAUGGGUUUUGCGAGAUACUAUUUCAAUGGUUACACUACCUAAGAACGGGAUACAAUUGAUAACAAUAAUCUUGAGGCGAAAGAAAUGCACACCUAUUUAGGCGAGGUGUUGCCUAGCGUAGUGGAACACUUUAAAAAAGUCAAGGAGAUCCGCACACUCUAGGAGCUCAGAUGCAAAAAAUAUUUAUGUCCAACGUUUCGACAGACAAGCUGUCUUCAUAAGGGCAGCACUCCAUCACUUGUCUGUCGAAACGUUGGACAUAAAUAUUUUUGCAUCUGAGCUCCUAGAGUGUGCGGCUCUCCUUCUCCUUUAUACAAUUGGCAACGAGCAUGAAAAGACUUACAAGUUACAACUCCACAACCUAUCCAAGUCAUCUCCUGCUUACAACACAGAGGGAACUGUGGACCAUCAGCAGGACAGGAGACUCAUUGAGAUCUUUCAUUGAGUCGAAUGAAAACUCAGAACUCCUUUGCCAUCAUUUUCUAACAGACUCUUUCCUUAUGAUGAUUAUUAGGGGUUUGUCUGGAAGGAAAAAGAGAAUAUACAACAGCUACGUUAUAAGAUGUGUAUUUCAUUUUUAUGUAUCAUUGUAGAACUAAUACAGAUGUUUGCAUUUCUGUCUCGAAAGGGCUUACAGUUUUAUGUAUCCCAAAUCUUUACAAGUUAGUUACAUAUAUUCCUAUUCUCAACAUGCUCUGUAUGAUGUGAUACUAUACUAAAGUUAGUUACAUAUUCCUAUUCUCAACAUGCUCUGUAUGAUGUGAUACUAUACUAAAGUUAGUUACAUAUUCCUAUUCUCAACAUGCUCUGUAUGAUGUGAUACUAUACUAAAGUUAGUUACAUAUUCCUAUUCUCAACUUGCUCUGUAUGGUGUGAUACUAUACUAAAGUUAGUUACAUAUUCCUAUUCUCAACUUGCUCUGUAUGGUGUGAUACUAUACUAAAGUUAGUUACAUAUUCCUAUUCUCAACAUGCUCUGUAUGAUGUGAUACUAUACUAAAGUUAGUUACAUAUUCCUAUUCUCAACUUGCUCUGUAUGGUGUGAUACUAUACUAUAGGGAAGCAUAGAAGCCUGGCAUGUAAGGGUUUUGUCAUGUUUAAUAUUUAACCAAAAAUAAAUCAACUAUAUAAAGCAUUAUGCAAGCUAUUAAAAACAGUAUUAAAAAAAUACUGUAAAUCAUAACUUCUCCUUGUGUUAUCAAAAACUUUAUUUUUUUAAAUGCAUCAUAUACUAUUUGAAAAGUAAUACCUAUUGACUUUAUGUUAGAACAAAAAAAUAUAAAUAUUUUCCCUAAACUAAUGUUUCACCAUCAUUUAUCUUGAAUUUUGAUAUUGCUCAACUCUGGAUAUGCCAAUUAAAACCACCAUCAAAGCAAUAACACACAAAAAUGUAAAGAUCUGGAAGGGGAGCGUUGGAAUGAAUCAGACCACAGAAAAAUAUUAUAUAUGUAAACCCUAAUAUAUUCUAUGAUUCCUUUAUAUCAUUUGUCAAUUACAUGUACUUUGAACUCAUGUACUACUUCGUUCAGUACUGCUUUGUCUGGAAGAUUGUUUUCAAAUUGAUACAUUUCUGUAUGUUUUUCCUUUGGCUAGUCUCAAAUAAGUGUUUAAAUGGACUAUUUGGUGGUAUAUUAUUGGCACUAACUAUAUAUUGAAAUGUCUCAGUGUUAAAAUAUAUACAGUACACUGAGUGUACCAAACAUUAGUAUUGAUUAAUAUUAAAAUUGAGUUGCACCCACCCUUUAGCCCUCAGAACAGCCUCAAUUCGUCAGGGCAUGGACUGUACAAGGUGUCGAAAGCGUUCCACAGGGAUGCUGCCCAUGUUGACUCCUGCUCACAACUGCUUCCCACAGUUGUGUCAAGAUGGCUGGAUGUCCUUUGAGUAGUGGACCAUUCUUGAUACACACAGCAAAGUAUUGAGCGUGAAUAACCCAGCAGCGUUGCAGUUCUUGACACAAACCGGUGCGCCUGGCACCUACUUCCAUAGCCCGUUCAAAGGCACUUAAAUAUGUUGUCUUGCCAUUUCAACCGCUGAAUGGCACAGAUACACCAUCCAUGUCUCAAUUGUCUCAAGGCAUAGAAAUCCUUCUUUAAUCGGUCUCCUCCCCUCCAUCUACACUGAUUGAAGUAGAUUUAACAAGUGACAUCAGCUUUCACCUGGUCAGUCUAUGUCCAUGGAAGGAGCAGGAGUCCUUAAUGUUUUUAUACUCAGUAGAUGACAUUUUGUAUUAUAUAUUUCAUUUGGAAUUAUGAAAUAAAUAUUGUGUUGGAACAAUAGGCGAUCAUUGGGGCUCGAUUGAACUCGAUGGAAAAGUGCAAAAGUGUCAACACCGCCCACCCAAUGCAUCGAGCGAGCUCAAUGAAGUGCAGCUUUUUAACCACUUUUCUGUGUAGAUUAACUUUUUCACGGUCACAUUUCUUCAUGUCAAAUAAUCAGGGCAGGGACCACCUAAUUCCAAGACACUUUGUUUAUUAUACAAUACAUUCAUUGUUUGUGUACAUUUUAGUUGUAUUAUUUUUUUCUUCAUUUUGCUCAUGAUGUACUAAUAUGAUUUACAGUCUGUACCUCAUCAUACCUUUACUAUCUCACGUUAAUAUGAUUUACAGUCUGUACCUCAUCAUACCUUUACUAUCUCACGUUUGAAAAAAAUCAUUCUAUUUUUUUAUGUUUCAUAUUGAUUUGCAGCAAGUGACAUAAAAAGUUCAUUUGUAUAUGAGAAAUGAUAUUUUCAAUGUUGAAUGUGAAUAAACAAAAGGGAAAAAUUA